Austrofundulus limnaeus is the source of this 950-nucleotide messenger RNA. RefSeq names its product gastrula zinc finger protein XlCGF8.2DB. The coding region runs from base 1 to 855 and encodes 284 amino acids. The record is from RefSeq and is a predicted model, not a curated record. NCBI's taxonomy places the organism in Eukaryota, Metazoa, Chordata, Actinopteri, Cyprinodontiformes, Rivulidae. The transcript has 2 exons. Gene Ontology annotation, molecular function: DNA-binding transcription factor activity, RNA polymerase II-specific; RNA polymerase II cis-regulatory region sequence-specific DNA binding. Gene Ontology annotation, biological process: regulation of DNA-templated transcription.
AUGCGCCUGAUAGUUGUUCACCAACCGCCAUUAAAAGAAGAAGAAGAAUGNAGAAAGAAGAAACAUGUAGAGUCACACAGAGAAGUCCAGACACAACCCAAACCAUUUAGUUGUGAUGAAUGUGGUAAAAGAUUUACCAGAAAAUCAGAUUUAAACUCACACAUGAGAGUCCACACAGGAGAGAAACCGUUUGUAUGUGAGCUAUGUGGACAUAGAUUUAGCCAGAAGCGUAUUUUAAACUCACACAUGAAAGUCCACACAGGAGAGAAACGAUUUUUAUGUGAGGACUGUGGACAUAGAUUUAGAGACAAGGGUAUGUUAAACAGACACAUGACCAUCCACACAGGACUGAAACCGUUUCUAUGUGAAGACUGUGGAAAAAGAUUUAGAUGUAAGUUUACUUUAAACUCGCACAUGAGAGUCCACACAGGACAGAAACAAUUUGUAUGUAAGGACUGUGGACAUGGAUUUAGCCAGAAGGGUAAUUUAAACUCCUACAUGAAAAUCCACACAGGACAGAAACCAUUUGAAUGUAAGGACUGUGGACAUAGAUUUAGCCGGAAGGGUAAUUUAAUCUCUCACAUGAAAAUCCACACGGGAGAGAAACCAUUUGUAUGUCUGGACUGUGGACAUAGAUUUAGCCAGAAGAGUGGUUUAAACUCUCACAUGGUAGUCCACACAGGAGAGAAACCAUUUGUAUGUGAGGACUGUGGACAUAGAUUUACCCAGAAGAGUAGUUUAAACGUUCACAUGAGAGUCCACACAGGACAGAGACCAUUUGUAUGUAAGGACUGUGGACAUAGAUUUAGCCAGAAGAGUAGGUUAAACUCUCACUUGAGAGUCCACACUGGAUAGACACCAGGGGUGGGCUGGGUUUAAAAGGCUUGGUCUAGAGAGGCUUUUUAUCUAAUCGCACAACAGAUGCAAGCAGAAACAUAAUUUGAACACUG